GGGACAAGCAACUUGGAUCGUGAGUGAUGGUGCGUGACUGUGAAUUGGGUCGCUUGUCCGGAGAGCCUAGUCCUGCCAGGAUUUCGGAAGGUGUGCUGCUUGAGAAUGGCCAUACUGCAGCCAUGGCAGCCCUGUGCCAACAUCAGGGCGCACCGCAAAGCUUGAUGCAACACUUGAUUGUGAUCUUCCCGGGCUUGAUGGAUUUGCAGCUGGCCAGGGCAAUGUUGCGAUGUACACUUGCCGCAGUUGCCAAGGGCAUGAAGCCGGUCCCACCACGAGCCGGGACCUUCGUGCUGAAGUCAUUCCCGACCAAACCAGAAUUCGCGUUCCUAGCAUUUUGAGGGCGGCCACUCAUGGCCUGAUCGUGCAGCUGGAAGUGGUGUGUCAGGCACACCAAGAAAGCAAUCACUCCCAGUGUUUGGAGCACUCAGCUGAUGAUGUAUACAGCAUAUCACAUCGUGCACUUUGAGAUCAGUUGAGUUGGUGAAUGGUCAACUUGCAAAACUUCGACAUCGCAGUCAUCAGCUCCUUUUGUGGCACUCUAGAAAUGCUGCUGCGGUGCCAG
Molecule: messenger RNA, 565 nt
Organism: Durusdinium trenchii
Lineage: Eukaryota; Dinophyceae; Suessiales; Symbiodiniaceae
Source: the annotation of a GenBank genome assembly